AUGGGUCAGGCCACGGUCGAGGUGGGGCCCAGGUUGAAGUACCUAGGCCUCACCUUGGACGGCGCCUGGGAGUUCGGUGGUCCCUUCGACCAGUUGGCUCCCAGGCUCCACAGGCAGGCGGACGCCCUGGCUGGCAUAAUGCCGAACCUCGGCGGUCCUCGGGGGGCGGUACGCAAGAUGUAUCCGCACGCCGUCCUUUCGGGGCUCCUCUACGGGGCCCCCGUCUGGGCGGGGAAGGCGGUGCGCAGCCGUCACAUCAAGCGCGCCAUGUACGGCAUGCAACGACGGCUGUGCAUCCGCAUCGCCCGAGCGUACAGGACGGUGUCGCACACCUCCGCCACAGUGUUGGCCACCCGCCGACCUCCUAGCCUUGGGGCGGGAGGAGGUCUACCGAAUGGUGGCCGCCUCCCGCCUCGCGGGUACACCUGUCACCGGGCGAAUGGUGGAUGCCGGGAGGUCGGUCGCCAGAAUCCGGGUCAUCGACAAGUGAUCGCGCCGACUGCGCGAGAACCCGGGGAUGGCGACCAAGAUGGUCAUCGAGGCCAUAGGGCCUCGCCUGCCGGAGUGGAUCGGCAGAAGGUGGGGUAG
Messenger RNA from Mycetomoellerius zeteki, 588 nucleotides. RefSeq lists its product as uncharacterized. NCBI's taxonomy places the organism in Eukaryota, Metazoa, Arthropoda, Insecta, Hymenoptera, Formicidae. The record is from RefSeq and is a predicted model, not a curated record. The transcript has a single exon. The coding region runs from base 1 to 588 and encodes 195 amino acids.